GGGUGAUGCACCGCCAUGAUAGCCCGCAAGAGCAGCGAAAACGCGCUGACACCGGCCAAGAAUGGCGCCAUGACGGACACACCAGAGAGCCACAAGCGCAAGCGCGAAAGAGUCGAUUGGUCUUCCAUUGACCAGAAGGGGACCUUCCACGGCUUUGAGCUGAAGCCUCUGAAGGCGAGCAAGAAGCGCAGGUCCAUGAAGGACUUGAGGCUUCCGCAUAUCGUGCAGCCGAAUGUCUUCGAUGGCUGCAACCUCAGCGAGACACAGUUUACCGUCACGCCGCCGUUAGAAUGGGACAGCACUGGCCGGUACAAAAAGUUCACGAUUGGACAGGCUGAGUUUCAGGUCGGUGAUAUUGUUUAUAUCAGGGCGGAUGAGAGCGAGAUUGGCAGCAAGAGCGCCCCUCUCCAGGCCUGGGUGGCCAAGGUCCUCGAGGUCCGCGCUGGAGAUGAGAAUCACGUCUACCUGCGCGUAUAUUGGAUGUACAGGCCCGAGGACCUUCCGUCAGGCCGGCUUCCCCAUCAUGGACGUAACGAACUGAUCGCGACCAACGACAUGGCCAUCAUCGAUGCCAUGACCGUCGAUGGCCCAGCCGACGUCGUCCACUGGCAAGAGCGGCAGGAUCAAGGAGAGAUUCUCCACCCAGACCAGCUCUUCUGGCGGCAGACGCUGGAUGUCACGAAGAAGUCGUUCGUUCUCUCGAAGCUUCCAAUGCACUGCGUCGACAAUGCGCCCUGCAACCCUGAUCAACUCCUCAUCCAAUGCUCAUCGUGCUCGAAAUGGCUCCACGGCCCCUGUAUCGAGAAAGCCGCCCUCCACGAAGCCUAUGAAUCCUUCGACCUUACAUACCCGGAGGAAGAUACAGCAGCAAAAGACGAGAGCCCCAAGAGGAAGCGCAAAGCGCCCUUGGCGUUGCUCGCGACGAUCAACUCAACCUUAUCGGGCAAGACGCGCUUGACUAUCACGGAUAGGCGGCUCGGCCUCAAGAAGAGGAAGACAUGGGACGUCCCGAUCAAGUGUCUCUUUUGCGAAGCUACAAUCGAGGACGUCGAAGAGCCACCCGCGACGGACGCAGACCCCACCGAACCCGAAACCCCGCCCUCUGGCAUCUUCGUCAGUGAAGCCAUAGUCCCGGCCUCUGACGCAGCCCCACACACCCCUCCCUCCCCCCUGGACGAAGACUCAGAUGAAGCAGUGCCAGACUCUGCGGUCGGCAAAAACAAAAUGUUAUCCUCCCCCCUGAGGAAUGCCGCGCCCCCAGCCACAAGCGGCGCACUAGCUCCGCCUGAAGAGCCCAACGGUAACGGUGAGGCUGCCUACAACUCCGACUCCUCAUCUCCCUCUGCCUGAGCUGAGCUAAGACGACAGACGCGGUAGACUACGUGGACACCACGCCGCGGAAGAGCAAGCGCCGCGCGACUACUGAGACGCCAGGACCGAGUGAGACGGAGGGCGUGCUGGAGAGUAGCGUGAAGGGCCUUAAACGGGUGCUUUUUAAAGACUGAGUGAGCAAGUGCGUUGCGUGGAUAGCCGGGCGCAUUGGAGUGCGGGUAUUGCCUUUUCGUUUUGAUAGGCUAUAUGCGGUGUGGUCCGGUGAGGGAGGGGGCGUUUGCUGCUAUCCCUAACCUACCUUCCUUGCGUCUUGAGCUCCGGCGCUGUGCGAGGCUGACUUGCUGCUGACGCGCUUGCGAAGACGGUAUACCUACCUACCUAGGUACCACUUGCUUGCUCCGGCAGUCUGGCUAUUUGGUUUAUAGCUUGGAUAUGCAUACGCCUUAUAUCAUGGUAAAAAAAUUUAUUACCUUUUUAACUCC
Messenger RNA from Trematosphaeria pertusa, 1814 nucleotides. RefSeq lists its product as uncharacterized. The transcript has 4 exons. Gene Ontology annotation, molecular function: chromatin binding. NCBI's taxonomy places the organism in Eukaryota, Fungi, Ascomycota, Dothideomycetes, Pleosporales, Trematosphaeriaceae. Bases 16 to 1350 code for a protein of 444 amino acids. The record is from RefSeq and is a predicted model, not a curated record.